Molecule: messenger RNA, 2937 nt
Organism: Anastrepha ludens (Mexican fruit fly)
Lineage: Eukaryota; Metazoa; Arthropoda; Insecta; Diptera; Tephritidae
Gene: PIG-G
Product: GPI ethanolamine phosphate transferase 2
Exons: 10
Coding region: 181-2937 (918 amino acids)
Biological process (GO): GPI anchor biosynthetic process
Cellular component (GO): endoplasmic reticulum membrane
Source: RefSeq, a predicted model, not a curated record
CAUCACUGGUUGCCGCAAAGGCCUCAUUCAUGCCAUAGAUAUUGGAAACAAAUUACAUUUUGAAACCCAUGUUCGUGCUACGUAUAGUAAAGAUUUCAAGUUGACAAAUAUAAUUUAUUUAUAACAUGGAUGUGAAAUUUUACGGCAAAUAAGAUUUACUUCAUUGGGAUAGCAUUAUAAAUGGAACAAACAAAAUAUAGCAAAUUGUUUUUGCUAUGGAUGAUAAUAACAUUUAUCUAUGGUGCUGGAAUUUUUUUAUUUGGGUUCUUUCCAAUAAACAACUACACAUUAGAACAUUCCACAAGGGAGGGUCGUCCACAAAAUUUGGACGAGUUGAGAUUGACUUCGCCGGCUCAGCUUUACACUCAGACAAUACUUAUGCUGGUGGAUGCAUUGCGUUCUGAUUUUCCCACAUCAAGGGAUAUGCCCUUUUCAUAUAAAAACUCGUGUAGUCGUCUGAAAGUACGAGUUAAUAUACCCACAGUGACUAUGCCUCGCCUUAAAAGCUUAAUGACUGGUACUGUCUCCAAUUUUAUUGAUAUUAUCUUAAACAUUGGUCACGUCGAGCAGCUGUCGGACUCUUUAUUACAUCGUUUACAGCAACGUAACGAGACUGCGGUUUUCGCCGGUGAUCGGACAUGGAUAAGUCUCUUCCCUAAACAGUUUAAACGCUUUACCGCUAACGUUGAUUCCUUUUUUGUGAACGACUUUUAUGAGGGGGACAAGAACGUAACAAAAGUUCUGUCUAAAGAACUACAGGAAACCGACUGGAUGUUGUUGGUGCUGCAUUAUCUAGGACUGGAUCACAUUGGUCACGUAGAAGGCAGCGAAAGUUCAAAAAUUCCGUUAAAACUGAUUGAAAUGGAUAAAGUUGUGGAAAAGCUAUACAAAUCUAGGCAUUUUCACAAACAAUUACUUCUGCUGACUGGUGACCAUGGCAUGAGGGACGGCGGUGGACAUGGAGGGAGCACUUACGGCGAAAUGUAUGUACCGUUUCUUAUUUUCAAGGAAAAUUGUAACACAAAGAGUUUCAGAUCUAAUGAGUAUAAUCAAAUAGAUAUUGUUCCCACAUUGGCGAUAUUAUGGUCCAUGGAAAUACCACCAAUGUCUGUUGGGUGUUUGAUUCCCGAGCUAUUGCACGAAUUCUCUUUUGAAGAUCAACUUUAUGCAUAUUACUACAAUGCUUUACAUUUAAUGCGAAAAGCUAACAUAAAAUUCGGAAAGGAAUAUAUCGAUUCCAGUUCUACAUCCAAAUGGUUUACAACUGCCAAGUCAGCGCACAAACAAUUCCUUUUAACAAAGCGAAAUGAAAAUUUUGAGAAUGCUUUUACUUUCGAAGACGCUAAAGUACACUAUUUACGAUUAUCACGUGACAUUUCAGAACAACUGUCUGACUCAUUGGUGCAAUUCGAUUAUGGACUUAUUGCUAUUGGAUUAUCGCUAAUGACACUGGUAGUAUCACAAACCCUGUUGGUAUUUAACAAGGGUUACGUGAACGAUUUGCUCACAGGAAAAGGCGAGUUCUUAUGCAUAAUUGUAAUUGCCGUAUGCAUAAAUAAAUUGUGUCACUACCAACGAUACAUCACUACCACCGGAACCAUAAGUACCUUCGCGCUUUUGUUGGCAAUAAUGGCGAAUGUUCACUUACUAUUGAAUAUGAUAAAACAAAUUUCGCGGAGUUUUCAUGAUUGCAUUGACCUGCAAAUCUCACUUCCUAGCCAAAUCUGGGUACUUUUGGGUUGCUUAGUAUUUCAUUCCAUAUCGCUGUCUUCUUCAUCAUUUAUCGAAAACGAAGAUAAAAUGUGGCAUUAUCUAGGUACAAGUGCAUUGAUUUUGCUCUGCUUUCAAAGCUUCUGUAAAGAGCUGUGGGCCAGUAAACUAGAAUUGUGCGAAAACAGUUUAGCAUUGUAUAGCGUUUUUUUGAAAAGGAUUUUCAAAUCACAUUCAUCGUUGCUGGUGAUUAGCGGUUUGUCUAUUUUGGCACGUUGGAACGUAGUUGGAUCUUAUAUUAAUCACGAAAAAGCAAAGCCAUGGUUGAGUUGUGUCUUAGCAGCUGGUCUGGUCCUGUUUUCAUUAUGUUUACAUCAACGUAUAUUCGUACAUACGCACAAAGAGUUUGCCAUUUACUCCUUGGCUGCAAUGCUAAUUUAUUGCUAUCGUGCUUCUAAGGGAACUGUUUUUUCUAUAUUCGAUACAAGUUCUUGUGACAACUUUAUUCUGAAUUAUUUCUGGAUUGUUGUCGGUAUAGCCAUCUGCACUAGUUUAUCAUCUGUUGUAUUAAAUUCAAAACGACUAAAUGGCCACCAAUUGCACACUUGCCCAGCAGGUUGUUUCAAAGUUGUAGUAACUUUUUUACUUCUAAUUUCGAUGUUGCUGCAUAAGCCCCAUAACGUUGUUCUAGUGGCCUCUUUGAUCUACACUCUCUCCUUGUCUUAUGAUAUGUGCAGCAAAUUAGAAAAGAAGACACUUCAUAAUUACAAGUACUUAUCGAAGAUUUUAUGCACUAUACUAGUGUCAAAUAUGUUUUACUUUUAUCAGGGUAAUUCAAAUAGUUUUGCUACAAUCGAUCUAAAUCCUGGUUACAUCGGUCAAACCACAUAUAAUCCAAUAAUUGUGGGAAUCCUUGUAACACUAAACAUGUACUCUGCACCGCUAACUGCAUUUGUGUAUUUAGUUACACAUAUUUUGCAAGAAAGCGAUAUCAUCAAAACAAACAAAUUGUGUACGACUGAGCAUAUAAAUUUUAUUCUUUAUUUUUACACAUUAAGUAUAUUUUUACCUGUGCUAAUUUAUUUUUGGUUACUGUUAUUCUUUCGCUAUCAUCUUUUUAUCUACUCAGUAUUCGCGCCUAAAGCGUUUUACGAAUAUUACAGAGUGAUCGUACUUUUUCUAACGGUUUUUAUGACAACAAUUAACUUGUACAUAUUCAAUUUGUAA